AUGUCUACAUUCUCCACGUACGACAUAGCUGUGCCGGUCCUUACCCGCGGACUCCAGACAUUUGACCACAUUCUACACAAGGCCGAGGCCCACGCGAAGGCCAAUGGUAUUGAUGCUGACUCGGUCUAUCCCUCUGCACGCCUUGUGGUAGACCAGAAUCCGCUCGUUUUCCAGGUGCAAAACGCCACAAAGACUGUCCGCAACUACGUCAUCCACCUGACGGGCGAGGACAUUGCUCCGUUUGUGGACAAUGAGAAGACAAUUGCCGACUUGCACACCCGCAUCAAGGCCGGCCUUGCUCUGCUGAAAAAGGUCACUCCCGAUGUCGCCAAUGGACGUGCUGAGAGCCAAUCGGCCACCUUUAAUCCUAGUGGUUCGCAUCCGGUGACCCUCAAGGUCAAGGACGCCGUGCUGCUCCAGGCCCUUCCAAACUUCCUCUUCCAUCUAACAACGGGUUACUCUAUUCUACGUGCGCAGGGCGUCCCUGUCGGCAAGGCGGACUUCAUCUCCAACUUCAUUGGUGUCCCGGGCUUCGAAUAA
This is a messenger RNA of Sporothrix brasiliensis 5110, 540 nucleotides long. RefSeq names its product helix-turn-helix-domain containing protein type. Lineage: Eukaryota; Fungi; Ascomycota; Sordariomycetes; Ophiostomatales; Ophiostomataceae. The record is from RefSeq and is a predicted model, not a curated record. The transcript has a single exon. The coding region runs from base 1 to 540 and encodes 179 amino acids.